AUUCAGGCUCACACUAACAGCCGCUCACGAGGCAGACUCACACCCCACGGAGCACGGCUGGGAUAUUUGUGUUGAUACGCCAUCGGGGAUGCCCACCAUGCUGCUGUCCCUGAUCAGUGUCAUUGUCACCCUGUGGGUCUCCUGGACUCAUGGACAAGAAACAACCUGUGAUCCUCCAGCUAUUGCCAAUGGUGUCUACGCACCUCUCAGGACCAAAUACAGACUGGAAGAUGUAAUCACAUACCGUUGUGACAAUGGCCUUUAUCCCUCCUCCCACGGAAAUACAGCAAAAUGCACUGAAGGAGGCUGGGCACCUCCUCCCAGAUGUAGCCUUAAGCCAUGUGAAUAUCCAGAAAUAAAGCAUGGGUACCUAUCCUGGGGAAGCAGCUAUAGAGGAUACUUCCCAGCUUUCGUGGGAAAACAGUUUUACUACUACUGUGAUGGCAACUAUGUGCCGCCUACACGAGACAACUGGGGCACAAUUACUUGUACAACAGAUGGAUGGUCGCCUGACAUUCCCUGUCUCCGAAAAUGUGUUGCCAACAAUUUGGAGCAUGGACAUUCUCCACCUAAGGAACAAACAUAUUUACCCGGAGAAUCUCUAAGAGUUUUCUGCCACCCUGGUUACAGUCUUCAAAAUCGGGAGAGCUUAGUCACAUGCACGGAGAAUGGCUGGUCCCCAGAUCUCUCUUGCCUCAAACAUUGUGACACGCCUCUGUUUGAGAAUGCCACAGCCACCAUCACUGGAAAAGUGUUUAGGCCCAAUGACACGCUGGACUACCAGUGCCUGGAUGGGUACGAAACCCGAGAUGGACACACUAUGGGCUCCCUGCUGUGUGGGGAGGAUGGCUGGUCCCACUUGCCAAGCUGCUUCAAAUCUGCAGAAAAGUGUGGGCCUCCUCCAGCUGUUAGCAAUGGAGAUAUCAUAUCCUUCCCACUGGAUGCCUACCCUCCGGGGUCAAGAGUUGAAUACCAAUGCCAGGCCUACUAUGAACUUCAGGGUCCUAAAUAUGUAACCUGCAGUGAUGCUAAGUGGUCCGAACCCCCAAAAUGUCUAGAUGCAUGUGUAAUAUCAGAAGAAAUGAUGGAAAAAUAUAACAUACGGUUAAAAUGGAAAAGGGACAACAAACUUUAUUCGAAAACAAAUGAUACUGUUGAGUUCAUCUGUCGAUCUGGGUAUCGUCAAAAGUCAGCACGUUCCACAUUCCGGGUAAUGUGUCAGGAAGGAAAACUGAUGUAUCCCGCUUGUGAAUGAAAUGAUGGUUGUAUUGCAAUCUGAAAACUAAAAUACAUUCAUUUAGAAUUUUUUAUCAUUAAUCCAAUUCUCAAUUUUUCAAGUUUAGUUUAACUCAUGUUUAUUCAUGAAUGAGAAUUUGUGGUAAAUAUUAUGUGGAAAAUGUCAUUGUAAUCUGAAAAAACAAUGAAUCGCUCUGAAAGGGAUCUCAUUAAAAUGUGGCAAACCA
Messenger RNA from Phyllostomus hastatus (greater spear-nosed bat), 1463 nucleotides. Its product is annotated as complement factor H-related protein 4-like. The coding region runs from base 89 to 1255 and encodes 388 amino acids. Lineage: Eukaryota; Metazoa; Chordata; Mammalia; Chiroptera; Phyllostomidae. The transcript has 7 exons. The record is from RefSeq and is a predicted model, not a curated record.